AUGAAUAUCCCUUCCGGGAACGGAGUCGAGGGUAAUCCCUUAACUACCGAUGCUCGUCCCGAUGGAUUCCAUCCAUCCAUCUCGGGGCUUGAGCCCAAUUCCUGGCUAGACUACAAUGGUCAAGCAGGGGGUUGUCGCGAGGAGCUCGACUUCAACCAGUACAGCUUUGACCUGUUCUGUUCCGACCAGAUCGAACAGGCCGAACAGGGGCAGAUGACCCCUCUGACGGCGUUCCUGAUGUCGGACUCGGAUCAGUACAACUCUACAAACGAUACUCCAGAAGCCGUCAUAGAUGACAGCUUUUUAUCGACUCCGGCCUCGCAGCCUCAAGUCGCCUCCUCGGACAUCGGCACUCCAUGUCUCUCUCCAUCCCGUCCCGGCCAUUCUACCAAGGGCGCGAAGUGGACCGAGGAGAUGAACGCCUUCCUCGUCGAGAGAAAGAACAUGGGGGAGAAAUACGACGCCAUAGCCGAAAGGAUGCAGGAAAAGUUUGGCGUCCACAUCAACUCCAACAUCCUCACCAAGCGGUACAAGAAGAUCGCAGAGCAGGAGUCGAAAGAGGCAAUCUUAUACAAGGCCAUCGUGAAUGCAACUCCGCGCAUUAAAAGCGUUCUUGAAGACGAGCUCGAUAAGAUGUGCGCUGGAGAUGCCUGCAAGUUAGUCAAAGAAAAGCAGGACAUGAAUCGCCAACUUCCAGACCUCUUACAGAGCCUGAGGGCGGCGCUGUGGAAACAAGCACAAGCACAAGCACGGGGCGCCUAG
This is a messenger RNA of Metarhizium brunneum ARSEF 3297, 762 nucleotides long. RefSeq lists its product as uncharacterized. The record is from RefSeq and is a predicted model, not a curated record. Lineage: Eukaryota; Fungi; Ascomycota; Sordariomycetes; Hypocreales; Clavicipitaceae.